This is a messenger RNA of Saccharomyces mikatae IFO 1815, 1893 nucleotides long. RefSeq names its product alpha-1,3-mannosyltransferase MNT3 (gene MNT3). Gene Ontology annotation, cellular component: Golgi apparatus. The record is from RefSeq and is a predicted model, not a curated record. Lineage: Eukaryota; Fungi; Ascomycota; Saccharomycetes; Saccharomycetales; Saccharomycetaceae. Gene Ontology annotation, molecular function: alpha-1,3-mannosyltransferase activity. The transcript has a single exon. The coding region runs from base 1 to 1893 and encodes 630 amino acids. Gene Ontology annotation, biological process: protein O-linked glycosylation.
AUGCUCAAAUCCUUAAAAUCAAGAAGAUUGAUCAUAAGACGAUCAGUAAUAUUUUUGCUCUUUUUUUUUUUUUCAUACCUUAUUUUCUCUGCGAGUCGACAUGCACCAUCAUCAGCUAAAGCGAACAAUAUUGAAGGUGAAAGAACAGCUGUUGAAUCAUCUGUGUUUCGUUGGAUUGAGGAAAGGCAACGACAAAUAGAACCCGAAAAUUUUAUAAAACGAUUACUUGCCCACCUUUUACCCUCUUUGAAUAGAACUCCUUAUAAUGAGCGUGUACUGCUGACGCAAUUAGCAAAGAAUGAAAUACUCAAGCGGGACAAGUGCCGUUACAUUUUUGAAGUACUAUAUAAAAUUGAUCCCCAUUGGGAUAAUGCGCAAACCGUAGAUUUUCAUAACGUUGAUGGAAUAGACAACACGUUGGCGUCGCUAUUAGGUGAACGAUUAAGGACAUAUGAUUAUUGCUUUUUGUCAGGUCAAUUAGACCCUACUAAAAUAUUCGAAAACUCAACCGUAAAUCCUUACGAUUUGCAAAACAAAAUAUUUCCAUUUUUGAAAAAAACCAGCAAGGAGUCGAAAAUUGUAAUGUGGCCAGUUAUCACAGAUUUAACGACGGGAGAGUUAGUACCGGCACCCGAAAUUGAUAUGGAACCAUCAACUUUUAAUGGAAAUUUCUGGUCCAACUGGAAUAGCUUGAGUGAAGGAAGAGGCUUUGUCUUGACAUUUGCUGAAAAGGAUGUUCCUUUAUUUUUAAAACAGUUAAAAGUGAUGGAUUUUUUAAGGAACGAAUUACCGUUUCAGAUUAUCACCACAGGAGAGGGAUUGUCAACAGAAUCCAUUGCUGAAAUAUCUAAGAUCGCGAAAGAAGCGAAACAAAAGGUCUACUUAGUAGAUUGUUCUACUGUGCUUGACACUGAAUUUUCAAAGAAAUAUAUUUCUUUCUUUCAGAAUAAAUGGGUUGCCACUUUAUUCAACACAUUUAAAGAAUACAUCUUGUUGGAUGCUGAUGUGGUACCCUUUGUGGAAUCUGAUUACUUUUUUGACUCUCCUUCUUACAGACAAAGCGGGAUACUUUUGUUCAAGGAUAGGGUUAUGAAGAGCGAACAGACUUUUUCAUAUUGCAUCGAAAUGCUGAGGGAAGUAGAACCAUCUGGACAAGAACGCAAAUCGAUCGGCAGCAAGCUAAUCUUCGAUUCGUCCUUGCCGUUCUCUUCCAUAAACUCUGAAGAAGCUUCAGUGUAUUACAACUUCUUUAAAAAAUUACAACUACAUCAUGUUGAUAGUGGUUUGGUGGUAGUCAACAAACUUGAAAAAUUAAAUGGACUACUGAUGUCUUUUAUGUUCAAUUUGAACGGAAAGUUGCAAAGGUGUGUCUAUGGUGACAAAGAAAUAUUUUGGCUAGGUCAACUGUAUGCCGGUCAAGAUUAUUCUAUCAACCCCGUUGAUGGUGGUAUAAUUGGUCCUGUUAUUGAACAGUCCGUAAAUGAUGACGGUGGUCCAAGCAGAAAUUAUUACAUUUGUUCUGCACAGAUUGCACAUAGUGACUCUAAAAAUCAAUUAUUAUGGAUAAACGGUGGAUUGAAGACUUGCAAAUUCUCAAACAGCGCAGCAGAUGACUUUAAUAAAGAACCAGAGUAUUUCAAGAGUAGGUAUAAGGAAGCUGCAGAGUUACAGCGGCUAUACGAUGCUCCACUGAAUGUAGAGGGGCUGAUCAUCCCUGAUGUUUCUGUUAAUCCGUGGAUCCAAAUCAAGGAAUGUUCGAAUUAUAUGUACUGUGCCUAUGCUAAAGGUGAAAAACAAGCAAACUCUAAAAUUGAUUUAGGUCGUGUUAUCAGAUUCACCAGCGAGAAAUCAGAAUAUAUCAAUGGUAUUUCUAGAAUCUGGAAUGCUAGUUAG